Hibiscus syriacus is the source of this 2725-nucleotide messenger RNA. RefSeq lists its product as uncharacterized. The coding region runs from base 43 to 2640 and encodes 865 amino acids. Gene Ontology annotation, cellular component: cytoplasm. The record is from RefSeq and is a predicted model, not a curated record. The transcript has 5 exons. Lineage: Eukaryota; Viridiplantae; Streptophyta; Magnoliopsida; Malvales; Malvaceae. Gene Ontology annotation, molecular function: mRNA binding.
GAAGACUUGGUUCAUCCACGGAGGAGGGUUUAUGACUUGUUUAUGGCAGCUUACCAGUCUCUCUUUACGCCCCUCAAAAUGGGGCAGUCUCCUUUUACUAUCCUUCUCCUUAAACGCCUUUCUCUCUGUAAUGGAACCCGACUAAAGUUUCGUAACUUUCCUCCUCCUCCAUGUUUUACCACCGUUAUUUCAAAGCCCUUCUCUUCUGCUUCCCAACAGCCGCAGGGUGCCCCCUCUCAUGACCCACCAAAACCAACUUCUCUCUCAGCUCGUAUGAGCUUCGUUUUUGAACAAAUUGAUAAAAUCGAAAAGCAGAAACAACAACAAUCGCUCGAGAACGACGACACUCUACAGCGUAUAAGAGCUUGGCGACAGUCGAAGAAGGAAUCUCAAGCAACCCAACAGCAAUUUCAGUACAAAGAACAAAACACAGAAUCUGGUAUUGCCAAGAAUGAUGCUAAUCCUACUGAGUUUGCUUUGUCCAACUCGCCCGAGCUAACCGACUCACACAACAAGGAUGCACUCCGUGCUUGGAGGGAUUCGAAGUAUGGGGAGCAUAAGGGAUACCCGGAAGGUGCUGAAAAUGAGGCUGAAGUUGGUGUUUCGAAAACUGAUUCAGUGACUGUGUUGGGAAAGUUGCAGGGCAAGGAGGUGGAGGUGGUGCACCCAUGGCCAGAGUGGAUAGAGUUGAUGGAUAGAUUAGUGCAGCAGAAUUAUUUUGAUCAUAAAAGGAGAGAUGAUGGAAAAAUGGUGGAAGAGUUGGGAUUUGAUAUGACUAAUUUUGUUGAGGAAGUUAAGGAUGAUGCUGGAAUUGAUUUUAAGGACUACAAGACCGUACAAACUGCUUGUAUUAAUUUCGGGAAGGACCGGUUUGAUAUAUUGAGGUCACUAUCAAGGCAAGAUAUGCAAAUUUUGGUUGGUUUUGGAUGCCCGAAUACAGAUAAGAAGGUGGUUUUCUCUGCAAAACUCUUGAGAAAACAUGUCCACCUUGAUGAAGGAGAUGUUUGUAGCUCCUGCAGUUUGAGGAGUUCUUGUGAGAGAGGAUAUCUCCUGACAAACAAAGAAGAUGAAGCACGGACUAUUGAUGCUAUGCGUGUCCUACUGACAUAUGGAUUUGAUUAUUUGAAUGGUUCCGUGGUGAAUGAAUCUGUUCUGAAAAAGAAGUCUGUAAAAACUGUUGCUCGUAAGUUGCUAUAUGAGGUCGUAAAGUUGAGUGCUGUACCUAUAGACCCUAAUCUUCCACCACCUGUGAUAAAGAAGCCUCCACCAAAAGUGAAACAACCUCCUCCUCCCCCGAAGAAGCGAGUGGGACGUGAUGAUAUUGAGAUGAAAAAGGGAGAUUGGCUUUGCCCAAAGUGUGAUUUCAUGAAUUUUGCAAAGAAUACAGUCUGUCUACAAUGUGAUGCUAAGCGGCCAAAGAGACAGUUGCUUCCCGGAGAAUGGGAAUGCCCCGAGUGCAAUUUCUUAAAUUAUAGGAGAAAUAUGGCAUGUUUUCAUUGUGAUUGCAAGCGUCCACCUGAUGCAUUUAUGGAGUCUAAAAUACAGGAAAUGCAACCUGGUCCAAGGACAAGGUUGGAGAAGGUUGCCCGACAACCUGGGGUCUCCAAUGCCUGGAAUUUUGACUUCGAUGACGAUGAAUCAGAUGGGGCGGAUGUUGCUGCAUUUGAGUAUGCAGAUACUUCAGUAAAGGGUGAAGCUUUUCCUUCGGAUAACCAGACCCGUGGGGGGGAGUUUAGGGGAAUUGAAGAUAAAUAUGAUACAGUUGACCGAGCCUCAAGGGUCCACGAAAGAAUGUAUUCAGAUAUUAAUAGCAGCAGACAUGGAUUAGGAUUUGAUGACUUUGAUGAUAUUGAUAGUUAUGAGGUUGACUCUCAGCAAAAUAAUCCUGGACAGGAAGCUUCCUCGAAUGUUUACUCCGACAAUGAGGCGUUUUCUAAACCAGAGAGAAAUCAGGGCUCUAAGCGCAUGAAUAAAAGAGUAGCUUUAUCCGACUCCGAUGAUGAUUUUGAUUCAGAUGAAGAACUUUCAGCUCAUCCUAACUGGAAAUCUAGUCAUGUAGCUGAUUCGAAGCAUAGGGGUAGAGGUGUGCCAAUGGACCUUGAUUUGGAUUCUGAUGGCGAUGAUAGUUUUGAAAAUUUUGGAUCCAAACGGUGGAAAGAGGACAAAGGGAGUCGUGGCGGAGGCAGAUUUCGGAACAGAGAAAGCUCUGGUUUUCAAGGUGGUUCCUUAUCCGGUUCAGACUAUGAAAAUGAUGGUCCUCAUUCAAAGAGAAAUGUGUUAAGAGGGGGUAAAAUAGGAUCUGGCAGCCAAGGAAACAGUGUUCGCAGGUACGGUGAUGAUGGUAAUUACAAAUUCAGAAAAGAUUCGCGACCAAGAUCAAACGGCAAGAAGGAUGGCAGAAACAACAAUUCAAACAAUAAUUGGGAUAGAUCACAUCGAGGGUCUCGGGGUGACAAUAGGAGGUUUGGAGGGGAUGAACAUGGCAGGCAAAGAAUGAAGAACAAUAUGCAGAGAUGCAAGGGAGGUAGGAAAGAUGGAGGAUUCGGAGGUAGGCCUCGGGGAAAGUCUCUUGACUAUGGGAAGGAGACGGAUCAUGAUCCUUCAGAAUUUAGCAACAGUAGGCGUGUUAUUGAAAGAUGAGUUAUCCGCCAAUUCUAUACUAUAUUUGUAUUCUUAACACAAUUUUUCGUAUUCUUUUCCUUUAGUGUUUCAAUGCCAAAACCAU